ACAGCUGCUCUGUCACUAUUGUUCUCGCUUUCAGAUUGUUCUACUCCGUUCACAUCGAGGAUUACCGCCAUCGCGUCGCUUCGCUUCGCUUAUCUCCCGCGCGUCGCAUCGCAUUACCUGUCACAGGAACCCACUGCCAGGACUAUACUAUACGGGACUCUGCGUCUGCAAGUCUCAGCCUCUGUCAUCUAUCUCAUCGCUGCUUUAGUUGAGCCACCAGCAAUCGCCAGGCCAGCUUCUUCUCCUCAACAUCAUGGCUACUCAGAAGACUCCCGUGUCCAGCAUUGCUAUGGCCCUUGCCGGCAAGACGGCCUCUGUUGACAUCCCCAAACCGCGCUCCGGUUACUCUUAUGGCCAUCCUCCCCGCGCCGGUCGCCCGGCCAUGCUCCCUACGCCGCCGAACUCGAUCUCCCCUACCCUUCCUCCUCACGGCUUCCGGGCGCGUGAUGCCGGCUCUCUUCUGUCGCCCCCUCUUGCGACAUCACACGUUGACUCGGAUAUCGACCUCGGCGACGCUGCCGACCACGCGAACCCGCAUCAGCGCGAUGCGACUGCCACCAGCCUUGAGGUUGCCGGGGCGAUCACACCGGCUAUGCUGGCCAAGUACCAUCUCCCUGAGAUCUUGCUCCAGCACGGCCCCCUGGCAAUCCGCCAUGUGAUGGGCUACCUGACGACCUCGGUUCCUGGCUUCUCGGGGAUCCCCCCCGCAAAAGCCAGGCGAUUGGUCGUCGCCGCGCUUGAGGGUCGAGGAAGCGACGAUAAGAGCGACGUCGUCUAUGAAAAGGUCGGAUGGGGUCGUUGGGAUGCUCGGCGCCGCGGCGAACCGUCGCGCGAUUCAUCCCGUCAUGAAAUGUCGCCACCUUCCAGUCUGUCGGAUACUUUCCAGCGAGGGGUGCAGAUUCCGAGGCGGGAUAGCCUGCACCCGUAUAGCUCCAGCGUGGGCGGCUCCGCUGUCUUCUCGUAUACUGAAAUGGAGUUUGGUGGGCGCGAAGACAUGCUGGAGCAUGAGGCAGAUAAGAUGUCUCUGGACGGAAUCGACCGCGACUACUGCUCUUCUUCACCUGCUCCAGACGACGAGAUUCCGGACGGAGACUGGGGCGAGGAAGAUAUCACGGACGAAGAGGACUGGGCGCAGAUAGGCGCCGCUGAGCUGCGCGCGCGGUCUAUGAACGGUGGGGGUGGAUUUGUGAACGGGAGACAUCCGCCGCAGCUCCACGGUGGCGGACCGGCUUCGUCGUCUCUUGCAAAGUCAGCCCCACGCGCAACUCCUAUUCAACAGCUUGGAUUCUCGGUGCCGGACAGCCAGGAGCGAGCUGCGGUUGAGGCUCUCCUACGUCUUGGAUCUAUGUAA
Molecule: messenger RNA, 1351 nt
Organism: Aspergillus nidulans FGSC A4
Lineage: Eukaryota; Fungi; Ascomycota; Eurotiomycetes; Eurotiales; Aspergillaceae
Exons: 2
Coding region: 254-1351 (365 amino acids)
Biological process (GO): positive regulation of transcription by RNA polymerase II
Source: RefSeq, a predicted model, not a curated record